Ilyonectria robusta is the source of this 1707-nucleotide messenger RNA. Its product is annotated as major facilitator superfamily domain-containing protein. The coding region runs from base 1 to 1647 and encodes 548 amino acids. The record is from RefSeq and is a predicted model, not a curated record. NCBI's taxonomy places the organism in Eukaryota, Fungi, Ascomycota, Sordariomycetes, Hypocreales, Nectriaceae. The transcript has 4 exons. Gene Ontology annotation, molecular function: transmembrane transporter activity. Gene Ontology annotation, biological process: transmembrane transport.
AUGUCCUCCGAGCCAUCCAAGUCCGAAGGCCCGCCCGCCGCCGAGGCCACGGGCGUCAACACGCUCGGCCACGUCCGACUUCGCCACGAGGUGACCAACGAAAUCAUCCUCAUCCCCACGCCGUCCGAAGAUCCCAAGGACCCUCUCAACUGGCCCAGAGCUUUCAAGCUCUACACUGCCGUCGCAGUAUGCUUCGCCAUGAUCCUGUGCAACUUCCUGGCCGCCGGUCCAACUCUCGCCAUCCUACAAACAGCCCAAGACUUCUUCCCUAACUGGCAAGAGACGGGAAUGGCUGGCCCCAUUGCCAAGACGGCCUACUUCUUCAACUGCACCGCCCUGUUCCAAGGUCUCGGCAAUCUCGUCUGGAUGCCGCUCACCAACAAGUACGGUCGUCGCCCGGUCUACGUCGUGUCCUUUACCAUGUACCUCAUCACUGCCAUUUGGUGCUGCGUGGCCAAGGAGUACGCCAACUUUCUCGUUGCUCGAAUCGUCAUGGGUUUUGCCGCUGGAGCUGCAGAGUGCCUCGCGCCCAUUACCAUUGCCGAUGUCUUUUUCCUCCACGAGCGAGGUACAAUCACAGCCAUGUACAACGCCUCUCUGAAUCUCGGAGUCGCCCUCGGUGCCAUUGUCGACGGCUUCAUCGUCCGAUAUAAGCCGUGGCGGUACAUCUACUACGUCGCCAUUGCCCUCAUCGGCGCCGUGACGUUGAUUGUCUACUUCACCUUCCCCGAAACCGCCUACAACCGCAGUCCUGACGCCCAUGGCAUCACCACCACGCUGCACGCCGAGUCCGGGGCUUACCACCGCAAGACGGCCGAUGAGGAGAGCAACGCCGAACAUGUCGAGGUUACGCCCCGUCGCGAGGCAAAGGUCAGUGAUUUCCUGGUGCAGGGCCUGAAGCUCAACCACGGAACAUUCACCGAGGAGUCGCUCCUGAACAUGACUAUCCGUCCUGUUCUCCUGCUUGCCUUGCCUCCUGUGUUCUGGGCCACCAUGGUCAUGUCGGUAACCAUCGGCUUCAUCACGGCCAUUACAUCCAACGUGUCUCCCGCAUUCUCCACCGCGUACGGCUUCGAGGCGUGGCAGUCUGGCCUCUGCUUCUUCGCUGGAGUGAUCGGUGCUCUUCUGGGUAUCUUUUUCGGCGGAAACCUGUCGGAUUGGGUCGCUGACUACUUUACCCGUCGCAAUGGUGGUAUUCGUGAGCCGGAAAUGCGUCUCCCCGCCAUCAUGAUCAGUCUCAUCACCGGUCCCUUGUCACUAGUUCUCUAUGGAGUUGGCAUUGAAAAGGGCAUGCAUUGGAUAGUGCCUACUCUCGGCAUCGGUCUAAUCAACUUCACCAUCACGCAGGCCACAAACGUGUCACUGGUCUACACCAUCGACAGUUACCGACCCAUUGCAGGCGAGAUUGUCGUGACUCAGCUGGCCUUCAAGUCAGCCUUUGGUUUCUUGCUUGGAUUCUACACAAACCCCUGGGUCGACAAGAGUGGAUAUGCCGUUGCAUACGGUGAGAUGGCUGCCAUCUGUGGAGGUGUCCUCAUCUUCUGGAUCCCGCUAUUCCUCUGGGGCAAGAAGAUCCGCCAACAGACCAUCAGCUGGAGAAUCAUGAAGCACGCGCGCUGGGAUGUUGACAGAGAAGUCGGAGAGUAAAGGACAGCAUGAUUUAACACCCGAGCAGGGAAGCUUUGUUGUAUUGGUGUUUACUUUGUA